GUGUACAAAGACAUUUCCACAUUUACUAGACUAUCAGAACAUAAUGUCUUGAUGUUUAGGUUUUAUAAUCUGUUUUCACUGCUUUUGGCUGGGUACAGGUGCUUUCUUCUAAGUUCUCAUUGCCUUUAUUUCUUCUUCUAGAACUCGAACUGAGCCAGCGAGUGGAACAUCAAAAGCAAUUGAGGACUCUUCUGCACCCAUUCCUCUGGCCCAGCUCAUUAAGACCAGCAGUCUGGCUGAAGCCAACGCUUCCGAAGAAGAUAAAAUAAGAGCCAUGAUGAUCCAGUCUUGCCAUCAGUAUGAUCCAAUCAAUUACGUGAAGAAACCCUUGGCUACACCUCCACCAUCCUAUAUUUGCUUUCGCUGCGGAAAACCUGGCCACUAUAUAAAGAACUGUCCAACAAAUGGGGACAGUAAUUUUCAGUCUGUUCGCAGACUGAAAAAGAGCACAGGAAUUCCCAGGAGUUUCAUGGUGGAGGUGGAAGAUCCCAAUACGAAGGGUGCAAUGCUGACACCGACUGGAAGAUAUGCCAUACCAAUUAUUAAUGCGGAAGCUUAUGCCAGAGGAAAGAAGGAGAAGCAUCCCUUUUUACCCGAGGAGCCGUCCUCUUCCUCCCUCUCCUCCGCCCCAGACUAUCCAAUUCCGGAAGAGCUCUUAUGUUUCAUUUGCAAAGAGAUCAUGGCCGAUGCAGUGAUUAUUCCCUGCUGUGGAAACAGUUUCUGUGAUGAAUGUAUUAGAACAACAUUACUGGACUCUGAGGAACAUACAUGCCCAGCGUGUCAUCAGGAAGAUGUUUCUCCUGAUACUUUGGUUGCCAACAAAUUCCUACGCCAGGCUGUGAACAACUGCAAAAACGGCACUGGUUACGCACAGAUUAUCCAGAGGCAGCUGCAGCAGCCACCAGCACCUCCACCAGCACCCGUGGCUCUGACCCGUCCUGCUGCGCUGGUGGCUGCCACAGAACGUCCUCAAUCUUCCCCACUAUCAGUCGGCGGUUUGUGGGAAGAGAAGGGCUAUCAGGUUCCUGGAGUGAGACAGAGAGCAUUACCAAGUCUUCUGGGUCACCAAGGACCAUCAACACCCACAACUGGUCAUCCAGUGAGAGCUGGCAAAAUUCGUUCGGCAAGCGGCAGACCAGACUGGGAAGUGGAAAAGAAAAAAUCCAGACUAGAUGAGUUCACAGAUGGUUCAGGAAGGGAUGGAAUAUAAGAAGACUCCAAAGGAGCGUUCAUUGUCCAGGUAAUUGCUUUACAUGUCCGUAACGGAGGAGCAGGCUGGGCAGAGGAAUCAGGAGGAUCUCCACUGCCCCUCUCCAGGUGGAUGGGCUGAUUCCAGGGAUUAGCAGGGAGAGGAGUUCUGUGUGCAGGUUACUAGCUCAGCUAGGGCAGAGG
Athene cunicularia (burrowing owl) is the source of this 1392-nucleotide messenger RNA. RefSeq names its product E3 ubiquitin-protein ligase RBBP6-like. Gene Ontology annotation, biological process: ubiquitin-dependent protein catabolic process; mRNA processing; protein ubiquitination. Gene Ontology annotation, molecular function: zinc ion binding; nucleic acid binding; ubiquitin protein ligase activity. The record is from RefSeq and is a predicted model, not a curated record. Lineage: Eukaryota; Metazoa; Chordata; Aves; Strigiformes; Strigidae. Bases 275 to 1210 code for a protein of 311 amino acids. Gene Ontology annotation, cellular component: nucleus. The transcript has 11 exons.